AUGGACGCAAAGGAUAUCCUCGGCCUCCCCAAGAAUUCCAUCUCCUCAGCACCUCAGGAGAAGCGGCCUCGCCCACCGAAGGAGUCCCAGAGGAAGCCCGAUGGCGUCUCCAGGGAGGUACUCAUCCCACUCGUAACCUCCGCUUCCUUUCCGUCUGUCUCGGUCUGUUUGUCUCUCUCAUUUCCUUCCCUCUCUCUCUCUCUCUCUCUCUCUCCCGGCCUCACGUUCACCCCCAUUCUCCCUUCAUUUUGGGUGAACUCCGAGUUAACUAACUUUAUAUCGGGGCAUCUAGGUUUAUGCGCUCACGGGAGGGAUGGCGCCGCCGCUCAUGCCCGCCAUAGAUGUUUCGCUCUUGAAAAGGAAGCAGCAGCAAGCCGAAGAGAAGGUAGGCAUCUGUUAACCUGAGUAAGUGGCCAAAUUCGUCUCUCUGAAUGCUUCGAGGGAGUGGCGAGAGAUCGGAGACUAGGGUUACUGACCAUGGUCCUACUGUAACUGUUUGAAUUUCGAGGGUAAGAUGGGCUUUAUUUUCAGUUUAGUAGUUCAUUUGGGGUCAAAUUAGUUUUUAGGAAGCGCGUAACGGAAUUUACGUAAUGGCUCCAGCCUUUUGAGAGGGGGUGAAAUAUUUUGUAGCAGAUCGUAUUUUAUCACAGUUGCAUGAGCAUGUAUGUUUGUUCGCUUUGAAUUCAUCAUUUUCCCUAGUAGGGAGCAAAGGGAUGAAAAUUAGGACUCCAGAAGGGGUUAUCUUUGAAGAGUGAUUAGGAAAAAAAUCUGGAGCUGGAUUGGACUCUUCGACCUUAGGCCUUUGAAGAAAUGUCUUCUGGUUUCCGUGGCCGACAUCAAAGGCUCUUCUUUCAGGAAGUAAAUCCUCUGGUUUUAUGUCUCUCCAAAUAGGCGAAAAGUCUUGUUGAUAUCUUUUUACUAGCCAACAUUUGCGUUUCUUUCGAGAUUUUUUUCUCUACCAACCACCCCAUUUAAAUGUGGACUCAUGGAUCGUCAUCCCAUUGCGACUGUAAGGAUCCGAUCAUUGACGAUUGAUUCAUAGAUGUUAAGUAUUUCCAUACGUCAGCCAAAUAAUAUUCAACUAAUCUUCUUAUUUCUAAUGAAUUUCAUUCAGUCACAUACUAGGAGAAUUUUGAGGGUUGCAUUCAGAUGAAUUAAUUCCAUCACGCUCUACAAUAUUCUUCAUCAUAAGUGCAAAUUAAGUAUUUUCCCAUGAAGGCACCAUUUUGUCUUUUGUUCAUCUUCAACCUCUUAUUUCUACUUCUUGCUGAAUACAUUUUUUUUCAUUUUGGUUUCCACGAAAUCUCUUUUAUAUCGAAGAUUCUAUCCUGACUCUCCCAAUGAUUCCGCCCCGUUUUGUGGUUCUCCAUUUAUCAUUUGAUAUCAACUGUACAUGGAGGAAUUUUGUCGCUACAGUGGAUUUGAAACCCAUAAACCUUUUCAGAGUCUUAAAGACUUCUCAGCCUCAGAAAAAAACUACAUUGAGCUCUCGAAGAUAUCGAUUCUGGCACAAUAUUUGUCCUUGGAUAAAAACUGGAGAAUUCACAAGAUGGUCGUUUUUGUUUCUGUUUUAACGAUUUUCUAUCUCUUAAUGGAGGCUACAAUUUGUUUCCAUCUUCAAGCCUCCAAAUCCACUUCUCUAACGAAUUUUUUUAUCUUAAAGUUCCUUAUGGGUCUACUUAAAUCUUUCCAGGCAGAUGAGAGGUUUCUUUUGCAGAAAUGUAACCUUUGUUCUAUUCUUCCCAUCUGAGAGUGGCAUCUGUGAAAGCAGAUAUAGCAGAGAGGAGUAAAAGAAUGUCAUGGAUGAAGAAUGGAAAAGAAAAGAGAAAGAUAACUUAUGACUGCUGAUGGCAACUCUCCCCUCUUCUUCACCAUUUUCUGUCCUUGCACUGGUACUGUUCAGUGCAUGCGAAUAGAAGAAGUGCAACUUACUUUCUCAGAGAAGAACCUGUAUGCUAAUGGAUAUGAUCUUCAAGCUUAUUUCAUAACCUGGUGUAUUAUAACUUUGAUGUACUCGAGCUUAUUCUUCGAUUAGAAUAGCUGGAAUGCAAAUUUUUCUUUUGAACUCGGGAAUGCAAGAUUCAGUUAACUGGUUUCUACAGCUCGAAGAUCAAGUUCCUGUGAUGUAUCUAGUUUUCACAAUCUGCAUAACAACUAUUUCAAUUAAUGUUCGACAUAAAAUUUUAAACCCAUAUUAUUGGAAAUUGGUCAUUUCUGAUCCCAGUUGGUUGAUUUGAUUGCAGUUAGCCCUGGCUAACCUGACUUGUCUCCCCCUCGUAGUAGACAAAGACAUAAAAUUGUUGCAGUUGUAUUAAGUACUCAUUUAGCCAUUGAGUUAGGAAUCUUGAUAGGUCAGCCUCACCUUAUCUGAUUAAGUUAAAGGUUUUGAUUAUUUUGCCCUUAUAGUUAUAAACAUUAUGCACCUUGAAUAUCAACAUAGCUAAAAUGGAAAACUUUAUCAGGGAACUUUGAUGAUUCGGAUGACCCAAAACCACUGUUUCUGUGCAGCCAUAAAUGAUAUGAUGGAUAAAUAAUAAGCCAGUUAAUAAUUUAAAAUCGUUUUACUUUUCAGAAGCCUUGGCCUGACUAAUUGUGAGUAGGUAUCAUAGGGAAUAAUUACAUACUUCACCCGAAGUAUUUUUCGCCCGUUCAUAAAUAACGUGACGAACAUGACAUAAACCAUUCAGUACAUGGUGUUUAGAUAAAGGAUGUAUUAUUUUUCCAGAAGCCCAGCUGUCGCUAGUCAUUAAGUGGUUAGAUGGGGAACUAAUUGUGUACAUUCUCUAAGUUAUAGAAUUUCUGUUUCUUUUAUUAACGUUGAAAUUGACAGAGUUAUACUCAUCCUUGUAAAUUUUUCCCGCAUUCAAACAUGCUAACAAUCUGAUUAUGAAUGCACAGGUAACAUGGCAGUGGCUACCUUUUACCUCCUCUGCUCGAGCAGAUAAUCUACAGCUUUAUCAUUGGGUAUGUUUUGGAUUUGCUUCCAUUACAUGAUGAAUUCCAGUUUCACUCUGUUCAUAUUGUAUGGUGGUUGCUUGUUCAUUGAUGUUGAUGCAACAAUGUUCAGGUUCGUGUUGUAAAUGGGGUUCCUCCAAGUGGUGAUUAUUCUUUUGCCAAGUUUAACAAGGUUGACAUUACUUCAGUGCAUAUUUUAUCUUGUAAUAUUAUUUCAAUAUGUGCUUUACUGUGGUCUAAUAAAUCCUCCCUAUCCCUAAUCUUAUUUUCCUGAACUUUAUGACUUUUAGACGUGUAAAUUUUCAAUAUGCUUUAUCUGCAGUCUGUCGAUAUACUCAAGUACACAGACGAGGAGUAUGAGAAGUUUUUGACUGAUCCUGUAGGUACAGUUCCCUUAUUGAUUUAAAUCUGUCGUUUUCUGUUUGCUGAAUUCCUCUUAAUUAUAGUAUAUACAUGAUUCUUGAUAUUUUUAUUCUACUGUUGAUAACCUUGUGAAAAUCAUUUUCCAAAUAUCUUCUUCCACUUUUGCUUUCUAUCAAUCUAUUGUGCUUCUGUUGAAGAUUGAUCUAAAGUGAGCUGUCUUGUUGGAGCUCAUUGAGGCUGCAGGAUGAAAAAUCAUGCAAGCAGAAGGUGACGUCUAUUGGGAAUCUAAAAAAUUAUGACAUUCAAUAUUGUUAAAAUUCAGUGUCAAAGUAAGGGAUGUAGAGCGACCUUCUCUUUUCCUGAACAUUAGAUGUAUCUUUUUCUGUACAAUAUAAUCUAUGCGCAAUGGAACGGUAUGCAUCCUCCCCCACUAUCCUUUUCAUGAAAACAAUUGUUGAGUAAUAAAGAAAACAACCGGAACUUUCAAUACCACAACCUAUCCCUUAGAAAAAAAAAGAGAUUGACGUAUACUAUGUUAUCUGGUUUAUGUUGUCUUUUUUUGGUGUGAUUUCAGAUUUUAAUAGUACGGUUAAGUCUUUGAAUAUCUUGAUCUUCUCUCUUGUGAAAGUUUAACUUUGAUACUGGUUUAGACAUGGACCAAGGAAGAAACAGAUCAAUUGUUUGACUUAUGUGAGCGGUUCGAUCUCCGGUUUAUAGUAAUAGCUGAUCGGUUUCCACAUAUGCGAAGCGUUGAAGAAUUGAAGAAUCGUUACUAUGCUGGUACUGUACCGAUCCUUAUUUGUCUUCCGCUGUUUUUUAUGCACUCUAGGCUAAUCCUGACGUCCUGGUAAAUCAUUCAGCUACCUUGCUAUCGCAGCUAUAUUUUUGGAUAAAAUGCAUGUCUAGACAAUGGUUCCAAGAAAAUUCAGAUAACCUGGGUUUUACAGAUAUGCCCUUGCUGAUUGGAGAUGUGUGUUGAUCGUGGUUAUUUACUACACGCAGAAGUUUCAAAACCACCGUCCUAAUUAUCUGUUUCCGCUUACAGUUUCCAGGGCUCUUCUGAUCUCCAGGGCACGAUCUCCCGGAGAUGUUUCUGGCCAUCCACUUGUCAAGGUAUGUGUUUUCAAUUCGGAUUAUUUACGAUUUUGGUUCUAGUCUUAUUUGACCCAUGAUUCUGGGUAUGUCAGCCUCUUCGAUUAAACUGUUAGAUGAUGCUCAUUUUCUUCCCUAAUAUUCUUCUUAGGAACCCUAUAUUGCAGCAAUUGAAGUCGAGCGGAAGCGUGCAUUGGGUUCCUUGCUAUCUCAGACAAAACAACUGGAGCACAGAGAUGCUGAGGUCUGCACCACACGCACACACGCACGCACAUAAAUUUAUAUUUAGUGAUGAUUUUUUGGAUUAUUUACCAUUUAGAGGAUUAUUAUUUAUUCUCUCUUUAGUGACAAGGUUUUUUUUAUUAUGUAUUUCUCCCUAACUCCAGAUUAUUGCUGAAGCUAAAAGAAUAGCAGAGUCAUGGCUGAAUAAUAAGGUUGGUAGGCUUUGUGCAUAUGUGGCAUUGAUGUCCAUUUUGGAUCUUUUUCUCGACUGUAAUGAUCGAUCAUGUAAUUUCUGGGAUUUCUGCAUAGUGGCCAGAUCCUCUAUUUCUUUUAAUUAAUGUUUGAUGAUCCUUUUUUGUCCUUUUUUUAUCCUUUCCCAUUUAAACUAUUUCCUGGGCACAAUUUAUAAUUUCUGUUCCUUGAUUUCAAGGCUGCUGAUGGAGCGGAGCCAGUCAGUGCUGCUUUUGAUUCCGAAGGCGUCAGUAAGGUCAAUGCAUUGGCUGAAUCUGGCACUCCUGGCGUUCUACCCGCGCCUGGAGCUGCUGCUGCUGCUCCAAUUGGCGCAGCAGAUGGCGCAUCGACUCCGUCAUCUCUUCGGAUGGUAGGCCAUGAAAAACAUCUCUGUCAACACUGCGCUGAUGAUUCUGAAUUUAAGCAUUCAUUCCUGAGCUUCCCAGAAAUAGAAUGAUGCAUCCUGCGUUUUCAACGCCUUAAUCCCUUCUAUUUAUCUCGAACCUUUCAGCUUGGGGUGUACUUGAGGACGAACGUACUGGACCAGAUGGUGCAGGCGGCGAACUCAUCAGCUGGACUGAGGACCAUCAAAAGGGUUGACCAGACAUUGCAGGAUCUUGGGGUUUGUGCCGUUCCUUCCCUUCAAGAUUAUGGCUCACUAAAAAUAUUGCGCUGACUUUUGUUGGAAUUAUCGCGUGGAAAAUGCUGCCAUUGGUUUUUGAUAAUCUGUGGUCUUGAGCGCUGGAUGCUGGGGCUUGGAAGCUCUGAAGAUUGAAUCCUUGGGAUCAAUCAUUUGAGCUUUCUUCUCAUGCUCAGUGUGAAAACAUUAUGAUUCCUGUAAAUAAUAUAUCAUUACCUUCAUAAGAAAAUCCACGACGCAUUCAUUUCUCCGGUUCUUUUCAGGUCAACAUCAAGCCGAAGGUCCCCACCAAAUCAGUCUGUGCCGAGCAUCUUGAGCUUCGGAAAGAGAUUCUCACCUUGCUGGGUCUGCAGAAACAGGUUUUUUUCUUUGACGGGUUUCGCUUAUUAUUAUUAUUUAAUUAGUUUAAUGGGCUUAUUUUGUAUAGUUUUUCCCCUCUUAACUUUGGCUAAUUUUUAUUUUCUUCUGUCAUCAGUUGCAGUACAAAGAAUCAGAAGUAUCCGGGAACCGUGACAGCCAUGCCGAGAUUCCGAGCACUCCCAAGGCAAGUGAUGAUGGCCUCAGAUUUCCGUGUUCUCGAUAUUCCGAGCUCAUCUGAUUUUGGAAGUCUGCGUUGACAUCAUCGGAUUCCUCUGACCCGUGAUUCUGAACAGCGUUCUCACCGCGCCGAUCAAGACAAGGCAUUCGUCCCCGAGUCCGCCGGUUUCGGAGGUAUUGCGAUGAAGGCUCAGGCCGAUGAUUGUGUUCUCAUUGUUCGAAGCAAGGAUCAUCUCUUCAUUACAUUUUCAUUCCUGAUGAUUUUCAGGGGAGAGGCCUGGGAAACGCGACAACAGGCGGAAGGUAGGGUUUCUCUCUCUCUCUCUCUCUCUCUCUCUCUCUCUCUCUCAUAUUCUGACGGGGGGAAACGUGGUGCAAGGUGGCUGGGAGAUUCGCGGAGGCACCGCCAUCGCCGCCUCAGUCGAAGAGGCCGAGGAAAUUGAAGAUAUCCGACGGAUGA
Molecule: messenger RNA, 6500 nt
Organism: Spirodela intermedia
Lineage: Eukaryota; Viridiplantae; Streptophyta; Magnoliopsida; Alismatales; Araceae
Source: the annotation of a GenBank genome assembly